UGAUUGAAAUGGCGUCAGCCAGGCUUCUCGGGUGGGCUCUCUGCACCGCGACUCUCCUCAACUCUGCGGUUGUCUUCAUCUCCGGCGCGGACUUUAUUCGGUUUAUAUCAUUUCGAACCAUCUACCACAACAUCACCGGCGACACGGCGAUAUGUCAAGACUCCACGCCGUGGGCGGUGGCCCUGCAGGACAGCUCUGUCCUCGGGUCUCUGUUUGUGGAUCUGGGGCUGCUGGCUCUCUUUAUUGUGCAGCACAGUCUGCUCGCCUGGUCACCCGUCAAACAGGCCCUCCAGUCAGUGCUGGGGGCCCUGAACAGGACGGCUUACUGCUUCACCACGGCACUUGCACUCCAGAUCAUCAUGCGUUACUGGCAGCCAGUGACUGGCGCUCCUUGUCUGUGGUCCGUGCGUCAGCCACCAUGGAGUAUCUGGUUCCCUCUGCUCUGCUUCAGUCUGCAUUUCCUCUGCUGGGCAAUCAUCUGCAGCAUCCUCAUGAUCUUUGAUUAUCCAGAACUGUUGGGCAUUAAGCAGGUGUACUACUCUUGUCUCGGUUUGGGGGACCCUCUGUCUCACAAGUCGCCUCGCGCCCAGCGCCUCCUGUCUCACCUCCGCCACCCGGUGUGCCUUGAGCUCGGCGUCGUGCUGUGGCUCCUGCCGGCCAUGUCCCUGGACAGGCUCCUGCUGGCGGCGACUCUGUCGACCUACCUGGCACUGGCACACUCUCUGGACAAACAGGAUUUGGCCUACCUCUGCGUCCAGCUUAACCACAAGCUGCAGCUCUUUGCCGACACCAGCGACCACAAGGAGGAGUGAAGUGGAGGUCCUGGUGCUGCUCUGAUGGGAAGCUUAAAGCUAACUGCUGUCUUCAUUUAAACAGAACUGUUACAAAGUGGAGUUCUCACUAAACCUGAUAAGUUGCUCUGGUCAUUUUCUGCUAAAGGCAAAUGACCCCUGGACUUACAUUUAGAAACAAAGAUUAUUUUAUAUAAAUGGAAUAAAGGUUUUAUGUUUAAAAGUUUUAUCAUGUGUGCAAAUAUGUAACAUUUUGCAAAAAUAUGUGCCAACCGUAUACGCUGUAUUUCUAUGAACAAUUGAGUAAGAUGGUCACACAGUAAAACUGAAUUCAUCUUGUUUUUUAAAAUAUUUUUCAGCUUAAUUAAUAUAGUUGCUUUAUUCUGUGUUGGGGACAAACGUUUGGUCAAGUUCAUACAAGUGAAUAAAGUUCUCAAACUUCAAAAGUACGCAUGAAUGUGCAUGUGCCGUUACUGUAAUAAAAUAUAAUCAUUAUUUUAGAAUUAUUUAUUUUUAUUAUCAUAAAAUUAUAUAUAAAUUUCAUGUUGAAUGAAUAGUUGUAAUAAACUGCAUGUAGUGUG
This is a messenger RNA of Pungitius pungitius (ninespine stickleback), 1372 nucleotides long. It is a transcript of the gene nrm, whose product is annotated as nurim. Gene Ontology annotation, cellular component: nuclear membrane. NCBI's taxonomy places the organism in Eukaryota, Metazoa, Chordata, Actinopteri, Perciformes, Gasterosteidae. The coding region runs from base 9 to 812 and encodes 267 amino acids. The transcript is spliced from 4 exons. The record is from RefSeq and is a predicted model, not a curated record.